Molecule: messenger RNA, 1039 nt
Organism: Papaver somniferum (opium poppy)
Lineage: Eukaryota; Viridiplantae; Streptophyta; Magnoliopsida; Ranunculales; Papaveraceae
Exons: 2
Coding region: 167-796 (209 amino acids)
Source: RefSeq, a predicted model, not a curated record
UUCUCGGAAUGUGUCUUCACUGACAAUCCCGCCAUUACUUCCCACGACGCAAUAAUUAAUGGCGUUAAAGAUAUACAGUUGAGUGUUAUAUAAGAGGGCACAACCAACCUGAAGUAAUCAAAUAUCUUACUCUCUGAAGCUUUGGAAACAAAUUCAGUUUAUAAAAAUGGCUUCUUUCAGUUCUAGCUCAGUUUGCGUUGCUGCAUUUCUACUGCUUUCGAUCUUCCUGGUCUCAGCUUCAACAAACCAGAAAAAUGUCAUUUCCUAUGUUUUGCCUACAUCGGUAGGAGCUGGCGGUCAGUGUGGUCAACCUGGGGACUCAUCCACUGAAACUACGAUUAUCUCCACAAAUUGUGCCGACUGUACAAACUGGUGUAAUGAAGAAUGUGCUGAUACAGACAGUGAGGUGGUUGAAAACAAGUGCGCAAUAGGUGAUUCAAAAUACGCCAGGCGCUGCAAGUGUUGCUGCCGUGAAAAAGCCGCACCUCCAGCCGAUCAGUGUCGUCAACAAGGUGGCACACCCAAGGAGACUACAAGGCCCACCGCAAAUUGUGGCGAAUGUACAACCUGGUGUAACCAACAAUGUUCAGCUAUGGGCGCUAGUGUGAUUGAUGACAAGUGCUCAAUACCAGGUGGAUCUUCUUGGCUCAGGAAAUGCGAAUGUUGUUGCCGUGAUAACUCAAAACCCCCACCUCCAGCAAGUUGCGGUUGUGCUCCAGAUGUAACAUUGACCACACCGGGUUCCAAGCCAUGCAAUUACAAGCUUGUAUCGUCGUUGACAUCCUCAUCAUCAUAGAUAUAUCAAUGGAGCAUGAAUGGAAUUAACGAUCGUUGAUUGGAUGUGAUUUGUUUCUUUUUUUAACUUCCAAGUUUUUGAUUUGCUUUGUUUUAUGUUUUGAGUUUGAACUCAUUUGGAUAAUUGAAUUGGUUUUUGCAUUUAAGGGAUUGAAUAAGUUGUCUUACUUUUCUAAAGGUUAUGAAAUCUAUUGUAAUCUUUAUUUAAGUGUUUGGAAUUAAUGAAAACGAUGCUUAUUAGAAU